Molecule: messenger RNA, 1339 nt
Organism: Capsicum annuum
Lineage: Eukaryota; Viridiplantae; Streptophyta; Magnoliopsida; Solanales; Solanaceae
Product: perakine reductase
Exons: 7
Coding region: 114-1160 (348 amino acids)
Cellular component (GO): cytoplasm
Source: RefSeq, a predicted model, not a curated record
UGUCCAAUUAUGACAAAUUACUACUUAGUAGUUUUUCAACUUUUUUUUUUUUUCCUUCUCUUUUUUUCUUUUCUUAAGCAUUUGGUGGUGGAAUUUAGCAGUCUGCACAGAAAAUGGAGCACAACAUACAAAUCCAAAUUCCAAGAGUCAAAUUAGGUACUCAAGGCCUUGAGGUCUCGAAACUCGGCUUUGGUUGUGCAGGACUUUCGGGCUUAUUAAAUGCUCCUCUGUCACAUGAAGCGGGGUGUGCAAUCUUAAAGGAAGCAUUCUUCAAAGGCAUCACCUUCUUUGACACAGCAAACGUAUAUGGCCAUGAGGGUCACAACGAGAUCAUGGUGGGAAAGGUGCUGAAGCAGCUUCCUCGUGAGCAAGUCCAACUGGCGACCAAAUUUGGGUGUAUAUUUUCCGAGGACUUCAAUGACUUCCAGUGUUACGUCAAAGGCACUCCACAAUAUGUGCGGCAAUGCUGUGAAGAAAGUCUCAAGAGGCUUGACGUGGACUACAUCGAUUUAUAUUAUCAACACCGGACAGACACAUCUGUACCAAUAGAGGAAACUAUGGAGGAACUCAAGAAGUUAGUGGAGGAGGGAAAGAUAAGGUACAUUGGCUUAUCUGAAGCCAAUGUGGACACAAUUAAGAGGGCGCAUGCUGUUCAUCCCAUCUCUUGUGUACAAAUGGAGUAUUCUCUUUGGACUCGUGCGAUAGAAGAGGAUGUAAUUCCGCUUUGUAGAAAAUUGGGCAUUGGGAUUGUCGCAUACAGCCCCCUUGGCAGCGGGUUCUUUGGUGAGAAGGCAAUCACAGAAAGUUUGCCGGCGGAAAGUCUGAUGGGUUCUCAUCCAAGUUUCAGUGGAGAAAAUUUGGAGGAGAACAAAGUUCUUUACACAAGAUUUGAUAACUUAGCAGCAAAGCAUGGUUGUACACCUCCUCAACUAGCUUUAGCAUGGCUUCUGCAUCAGGGAGAGGACGUGGUUCCGAUACCUGGAACAACAAAGAUUAAGAACCUAGAUGCCAACAUUCAAUCCAUAGCAGUGAAGCUUACACCAGAAGACGUGAAGGAAAUCGCGGAUGUCAUCCCCGUUAGUGAAGUCUCUGGAGAAAGAGAGCACGAAGUGAUGUCUAAGUACGAAUAUCGGUUAGCUAAUACGCCAUUAAAGCAGUAACAUCACGUUGGUGAGAAAUCAUUAUGGACUUAUCGCUGUUUCUUAGUUUCAAUAACUAAACUGCCUAUUCUGUUUUUGAAUAAGUGGUCAUUUAUUAUUGUUGCCCAUGACCCACGUAUUAUUAUAUGUUGUUGAUGUAUGUGUUGUCAUUUGUCAAUCUAAUUAUUGUCCAAGCUAAA